This is a messenger RNA of Magnolia sinica, 3984 nucleotides long. RefSeq names its product transcriptional repressor ILP1. The record is from RefSeq and is a predicted model, not a curated record. Gene Ontology annotation, biological process: spliceosomal complex disassembly; mRNA splicing, via spliceosome. The coding region runs from base 169 to 2997 and encodes 942 amino acids. Gene Ontology annotation, molecular function: DNA binding. The transcript is spliced from 7 exons. Gene Ontology annotation, cellular component: nucleus; U2-type post-mRNA release spliceosomal complex. Lineage: Eukaryota; Viridiplantae; Streptophyta; Magnoliopsida; Magnoliales; Magnoliaceae.
CCAGGCGAGCGUUUUCCAUUACGUUUGCGUACUACCGUAGGGAUCUCACUCACGUGUGCGGCCGACGGACCGUGUGAGGAGAGCUGCUGGGCAUUCAUCACCGUCGCCUGAUUUAAUUCCCCACAGAAAAGAGAAGGAGAGAAAUCAGGUCUGGAAGGAAAGAAGGAGAUGAGUAGCAAAGGGAAGAACUUCCGUCGUAGAGCCGAAGAAGACGAAGACAUCAAUGGAGAAGACAGCAACACCCAAUCCCACCCUAACGGCACCAAGGCCAAGAAGCCUCCUCCACAACAACAACAACAACAACCACAACGAAACCGCCACAAUCAUCAAGCCCCCAAACUCCUCAGCUUUGCCGCAGACGAAGAAGACGACGAAAACGAUUCUCCUACAACCGCUACAGUCCAUCGCCGCAGAGACAGAGACAGGUCCCAUUCUCGUCCGAGCAAGCCGUCAUCGUCUGGCUUCCCUCCUUCCUCUUCCCACCAACACAAGAUCACCUCCUCCAAGGACCGCCGGCCCCUCUCCUCGACCGCAGGUUCCACACCUUCCAACGUCCAACCCCAGGCCGGUGAGUACACCACAGAAAAGCUCCGCGAGCUGCAGAAGAACACCCGCACCCUCGCUAGCUCCAAGCCCUCCUCCGCAACCAAAUCCCUGGAGCCGGUUGUCGUCUUGAAGGGCCUCCUCAAGCCCACCUCCCCUCCUACGCCACCACUCACCUUGGAAGAUGAAGAAGUAGCAGCAUCUGAAGAGGUAGUAUUGGACCACAGAAGAAGGAAUUUGGAGAGAGACAAGGAUGAUGCAGAGUCCCGGCUAGCUACAAUGGGUCUCGGCAAAUCUACUAAGGAUUCUCUGAUACCUGAUCAGGCCACCAUCAAUGCCAUCCGAGCCAAGAGGGAGCGGCUCCGGCAGUCGCGAGCGCCUGAUUACAUCUCCUUGGAUGGGGGCACUAACCAACAGGGGUUAAGCGAUGAUGAGCCUGAAUUCGAAGGUAGAAUUGCAUUGCUUGGGGAGAAGACAGAUGGUGCGACGAAGGGUAUAUUCGAAAGCUUUGAUAGUGGGAGGAUGGCGGCUGAGGCCAGGACGAGGGUGGAUGAUGAGGAUGAGGAGGACGAGGAGGAUAAGAUUUGGGAAGAGGAGCAGUUUCGGAAGGGGUUGGGAAAGAGAAUGGACGAUGGUUCAAACCGAGGGGGUCACAGCAUCCCAGCAGUCCAGCCUCUACAGCCGCAACCUUCUGUUGUCUACCCAGGGAAUGUGUAUCAGAUGGCAUCUCAUGUCUCAAGUACGGGGACUGUCGGUGUCUCACGGAGUGCUGAGGUCAUGUCCAUAUCUCAGCAGGCUGAGGUCGCCACACGAGCUUUACAAGAGAGCGUUAGGCGGCUCAAGGAAACUCAUGGCAGAACCAUGUCUUCAAUUGCAAGAACUGAUGAGAGUUUGUCUGCAUCACUAUUGAAUAUCACUGCUCUUGAAAAGUCUCUAUCAGCUGCUGGUGAGAAGUUCGUUUUCAUGCAAAAGCUUCGUGACUUUGUUUCUGUUAUAUGUGCCUUUUUACAGGAUAAAGCUCCUUACAUAGAAGAACUUGAAGAGCAAAUGCAGAAGCUUCAUGAAGAACGUGCAUCAGCUAUUGUAGAAAGACGGGCUGCUGAUAUUGCUGAUGAAAUGACAGAAGUGGAAGCAGCUGUGAACGCAGCAAUGCCAAUAUUCAGUAAAGGUGGUGGUACGACAGCGGUUGCUGCUGCCGCCACGGCGGCACAGGCUGCAUCUUUGGCGGCAAGAGAACAAUCAAAUUUACCAGUUCAAUUAGAUGAGUUUGGUAGAGAUGUGAACCAGCAGAAACGCAUGGAUUUGAUCCGAAGGUCUGAGGCGCGAAAACGCCGUAGGGCUCGAUCCGAGUCGAAGAGACUGUCAUCUACUGGUGAUGACAGUGCAUAUCGAGUAGAAGGAGAGUCGAGCACUGAUGAGAGCGAAAGUGAGAGUAGCUCUUACCAGUCUAACCGUGACGUGCUGCUGCAAACCGCUGAACAAGUUUUCAGUGAUGCAGCUGAUGAGUAUUCUGAACUUUCCAUUGUCAAAGAAAGGCUUGAGAAAUGGAAGAAAUAUUAUUCAUCUAGCUACCGUGAUGCUUAUAUGUCUCUAAGUGCACCUGCUAUCUUCUCCCCUUAUGUGAGAUUGGAGCUUCUAAAAUGGGACCCACUCUAUGAAGCUGCCGAUUUCAAUGAUAUGCAAUGGCAUUCUCUACUGUUCAAUUAUGGUUUACCAGAAGAUGGAAGUGACUUCAAUCUAGAUGAUGCUGAUGCUAACCUUAUUCCUGAACUUGUGGAAAAGGUUGCUCUUCCCAUUCUGCAUCACGAAAUUGCUCAUUGCUGGGAUAUGCUCAGUACAAGAGGGACAAAAAAUGCAGUUUCUGCUACGAAAUUGGUUAUUAGUUACAUUCCAGCUUCCAGUGAAGCUCUACAGGAAUUGUUGGCUGCUGUCCGCAACCGUCUAGCUGAUGCCGUUGAUAACCUUUCUGUCCCAACUUGGAACAGUCUUGUCAUGAAGGUUGUGCCAAAUGCAGGACGGACCGCCGCAUAUCGCUUUGGAAUGUCUGUUCGUUUGUUGAAAAAUAUUUGCUAUUGGAAAGAUAUCCUUGCACUCCCAAUUCUCGAGCAGCUUGUUCUUGAUGAACUUUUAAGUGGAAAAGUUCUGCCUCACAUUCGAAGUGUCACACCCAAUAUCCAUGAUGCAAUUACGAGGACAGAGAGGGUCAUUGCGUCAUUAUCAGGGGUUUGGUCUGGCCCUAGUGUCACAGGGGGGCACAGUCAGAAGUUGCAACCGCUGGUGGAGCACAUAGCAACAUUAGGAAAGACUUUGGAGAAGCGGCAUGCUUCAGGUGCGAAUAGUGAUACUGAGAUAAGUGGGCUUGCUCGGCGCUUGAAGAAGAUGCUCGUUGAGCUCAAUGAAUAUGACAAAGCCAGGGCAGUCUUGAGGACCUUUCAGCUUAAAGAGGCGCUUUAGGUUUACUUCAUGCGCAGGUCCCGCAAGAUGAACCAUCCAGAUUGAUACGCCAAUCUGCGGCAUGUACUGGGAGAGCUCUGCCAUAGUCAGGUUCCACUAAAAUCCACCAUAGUGUUGGCCCAUUGGAGGAAAGGCCAAAGUGAACUCUCUUGAGUGAGAAGGAUUUAUGACUUUAGAACUGGUGUGCCGAACUACCAAACAUGGGGAAAUUAAUCAAGUGCAGUCCACCAAGAACAUGUUGUGCGGCAGUUUUAGACUGGUCCACUCAUCACGCAGACGACGCUUAUGGAAACUACGUCCAUGAAGUCUCUAACCAUCAUCCAAUUCUGCACCACCUAGCCCGCCCCCGAAUCUGCUCAAUGGGAACUAUGUCCGUGAUGUCCCAUCUGAUGGAUAUGCAUGCUUGUGGAGAAUCCAAGUCUAUGAUUGUUAAUCCGAUUUUGGGCGUGUCAUCAAUAUACAAUGUGUCGUCAUUUGGACAGUUUACACCACAAACAUGGACAUGGAGGGCACAAUUGGAAACGAAAAUUUUGUAGGCAUAAAAGAAUCAGUUGCCACAUGCAACUGUCCGUCUGUGAUCAUCAUCUAAAAUAUUUGGCCUUCUCUUGGUUGAAUGUGGAUGGUGGUCAGGUUCUCUUUCUUAGCUGUACCUUUGUUUAGCUAUGUAAUGGAAGUAAGGAUUUUUCCAUCUGGGACAUUUCUGGGAUAUUUUUACUAGAUAAAUGAUACACUGUCAGACCCAGGUUUGGAUUAUUGAAUGUCUGAACUGAAAGUCCAAAUGCUGUACAAUCUGUUGGCCUAAACACUAUGUUAGCUUAUAGAAUUACAGGGGCAUGGAUGUUGGCACACCUUAACUGUGGUUCCAUGGGCACGAUCCUAUAGAGUUUUCAGUCACUGCUGCAUCAAACAGAACUAUUUCUAGUGUCUGCAUUUAGGACCUUCAUCAGAUUAUUUAUAAAUCACGUGAUAUGCGGAUUUAUAUAUAGA